AAGCCCCCAGCGCCCCCGCCGAACCGAAAGCAGGUAGAAGGACACUUCCUGCGGGGUGGAGAAAGGGAGAGAAAGGGAGUUUGCCUCUCAUCUCCCUCAAAAACCAAUCAGGCCGGAUCAGCCAGGCGUUGAGGCGCCCUCCGUCCCUCCUACACCUUUCCCAGAGACCCAAUGGCCUUGUCCCUCCGGGAGAUUGACUAGAGUCACAUGAGCUGCACCAAGGGCAGCCCCGGGAAGAAGGAGAUCACCGGGAACAGUUGUUUCCCCCCUGUGGUCAUGACGGCUUCGCGCAGUGACUCUUUGGUGGUGUUGUUUGGGGCAACAGCUGGUGCAUAUGGGGCUAAACUGGGUUCGGAUGAGAGGGAACUAAUUCUCUUGGUGUGGCAAGUUGUGGAUCUCCCCGGCAAGAAGGUAGGGACACUGCACAAAUCCCUGGUGAAAGCAGACAAUUUGGAGUUAAGUGAUCAAUGUCGUGAAGUGAGUGGUUUAACACCAGAGGGACUGGGCAAAGCAGAGCCUCUGGACCGGGUUCUUCAACAGUUUAUUCAGCUGGUAUCCAGUGAUUUGAAAGUACUUGGAAGGAGUUCUUACACGCUCUGCAGUGAUGGCCAGUUACUCAUUCGACAAGUCCUCCACCCAGAAACAUCUAAGAAGAACUUCCUGCUAUCAGACUGCUUCUAUUCCUUUUAUGAUCUGCGCAAAGAAUUUCACACAUGCUACCCUAGUUCAGCCGCCGUGAAGGACCAGACUAUCAAGACCAUGGCAGAAUAUCUAGGCUUAGGGACAGAUGAAACAGAGGAGGACUUCGGCGUGUGGCAAGUGAAAACAAUGGUGGCUAUCAUUUUCAGCAUGCUCUCUGAAAGUUGUAAUCACAUAUUUACUGAGCCUGAAACUGUGAAAUACAAAUACGAAACAGGUCCAUGUAGUAAAUCUGAAACAGUGGACAAUGAGACAGUAAUACGUGCCAGAGGUUUGCCAUGGCAGUCUUCAGACCAAGAUAUUGCCCGAUUUUUCAAAGGACUGAAUAUUGCUAAAGGUGGUGUGGCUCUUUGUCUGAAUGCUCAAGGAAGAAGAAAUGGUGAAGCAUUAGUUCGGUUUGUCAAUUCUGAACAGAGAGAUUUGGCACUGGAAAGACAUAAGCAUCACAUGGGUAGCAGAUACAUUGAGGUUUACAAAGCAACUGGGGAAGAAUUCUUAAAAAUUGCAGGAGGUACCUCCAAUGAAGUUGCCCAGUUUUUAUCUAAAGAGAAUCAAGUUAUCAUCCGGAUGAGAGGCCUUCCAUUCACUGCUACUCAGGAGGAUGUGUUGGGGUUCCUGGGGCCAGAGUGCCCGGUCACAGGAGGGAAAGAGGGACUUCUCUUUGUCAAGUACCCAGAUGGCAGGCCCACAGGAGAUGCAUUUGUAUUGUUCUCCUGUGAAGAAUAUGCACAGAAUGCACUUAAAAAGCACAAAGAAAUCCUUGGAAAACGUUACAUUGAACUCUUCCGGAGCACAGCAGCAGAAGUCCAGCAGGUACUUAAUCGAUACAUGUCAACACCUCUUAUUCCCACCCUCCCAACUCCCAUCAUUCCUGUCAUACCCCCACCAUACACAAUUGCCACGGGUAGCAUACGUGACUGUGUCCGGCUCAGAGGCCUUCCUUACACUGCUGGCAUUGACGACAUCCUGGAAUUUAUGGGAGAUGCCACAGCUGAUAUCAAGCCCCAUGGGGUUCACAUGGUCCUUAAUCAACAGGGACGACCAUCAGGUGAUGCUUUUAUCCAAAUGAAAUCUGCUGACAAAGCCUUUAUGGUGGCUCAAAAAUGUCACAAAAAAAUGAUGAAGGACCGUUAUGUGGAAGUAUUCCAGUGUUCGGGAGAGGAGAUGAACUUUGUUUUAAUGGGUGGCACUUUAAAUCGUAGUGGCUUAUCCCCACCGCCAUGUAAGUUACCAUGUCUUUCUCCACCAGCUUAUGCUGCUUUCCAAACAGCAGCUGUGAUCCCAGCAGAAGCAGCGCUCUACCAGCCACAAGCCCUCUUGCCAGCCGCCAGGACUCCCCAGGCAUCAGCUGCUGCUCCUCCAACUGUUACCUACUACCCAGCUCAGGCAGCUCAGCUUUAUAUGAAUUACACAGCUUACUAUCCCAGUCCUCCAGUAUCCCCUACCACAGUGGGGUAUAUCGCAGCUCCUCCAGGAGCUGUAGCUGCUGCUGCCACUGCCACCCACACUCCAAUUCUGCCCCAGCCUGGAGCAUUAGUCCGUAUGCAGGGCUUGCCAUAUAACACAGGAAUGAAGGAGAUUCUCAGUUUCUUCCAGGGAUACCAGGAUGCAUUGCACGAUGCUUCUGGUCAUUUAUAAAGUGAGCCCUUAAUAAUCGUCAGUGGUUUGGGGCAUGGUUUUAAUCUCUGCAUAACUAAUUGAUGUUGGUAUUCAAUGGGCUUGGGAAAUAGAUCGGAAAAUCUGAGAUUAAAGGGUGAUUUUUUUUGUCUUUGUAUGUCCUUGUCUGAAAGGAGCAAGUUUUAAGUUUCAGUUCCUGCUUUAUGCUCUUCUGUGUUCUUCCUUCAGUCUUCAUGGGCUCCAUAUAUUGCAUGUAUUCACAUGUUGUUAUUUAAGUGAAAACACUUUUCAUACCAGACCUGCCUGUUAAGAGAGAGAGUUUGCUUAUUAUGGGCUUCAACAAGCUGGUCUCAAUAUUAGUACAUGCUUCUAAUCUUAAAUUAUUUAAGAAUCUGCAGAUCAGCACUUUAUCACUUAUUUUAAUUUUCAUUUAUUUUAUCAGCAGUAGGCUCUUGUUUAGUGAUCCAGGAACUUGUUUUCUUCUUGAAGUUAUGCAUUCUUAUUUUUAUUGUUAAAAAUCACUUCCAGUUUGUAUGUGUGUAAUGUAUCUAGCAUUAAACAACCUUGAAAAAUCUGUGAAAUUUUAAUAGUAAAUCUUGGAGAUGGGUAUUUUCCCCAUCACCUUUCAUAAUGUUGUAGUGCACUGUAACAUUCAAAAUUGCUAAUAAUACUUUCUCAUUUAGUAAUUUUUCCAUGUUUAAACUGCUUUUUAGUUAUAUUGUAAUGUAACUGGGUCAAUUAUUUGACUGAUUGCGUAGCUAAAGGAUACUCCGGGGUGGAGUGGGGGACAAAAAAAACACACAACCACACAACCCUUAAAAUCGAAAUAGGACAUAAGAGUAGCUGUUGCCCUGACAAGUCCUAAAACACCAGCUUCUCAGCAGGUUUGCUGGUCUUUGGGCAUUAAUUUGAAAUAAGGUAUUUAUGGAUGUUUACCAGAAACUUCCUUUAUUGUUCAAAGGCUUUAAUUGUGUAGACACUAUUUUAAAGUUGAGAAAAAAAUAAUUUGUCUUUCAGACCCUAUUGGGAAAAGCUUGAGGAAAAUGUGGGGCAGAAUAGUAAUAACAUGCAAAGGACUCAUCAGUGUUGGUUUUGGCCAUCACUCUGCACAUCAGUAAGUGCAGCGAGAAAAAUUGAGCACCUAAGGAAGGAACUAAGUGUUGGGUGAUGGUUUUAUGUGAAGUCAUUUGUCAGAACAAAGCUGAUCACCAUAUGGACAUUAUUUAAAGCCUUCUGAAUUUGCUGAAGAAAAGGCUAGGCUGGAAACGUAAGGACUCCUUUGUGAAAGUAUUUUUGUGUAGAACAGGCUUAAAAUCAAUAUUUAAACCUGUAGUAGACCUAAGUGCCUUUUAUGUUUGGCUAAAAAAAAAAUAAAAUAUUUGCAGUAUAUUAAUCCUCCAAGUCUUUGGAGACCCCAAAUUCAAAGCUUGCUGGGGUGGGGAGCUGUGCUUAAAACAGGAGGUGUAGGGGAACGGAUAGAUCACUAAGUUCCAAGAGCAUUAACCUUUCUCCCUUGUACUAGAAUAGCGGGCUUCAUUGGUAUGGACUUGUUUAAGGAUUAGUUUUUUUUUCUCCCCCUAUGAAAUGCAUGCUUGAACAAAGAGGUGUUCUCUUUCCAGUGGGUUCCUUUUGAAAUCUGACGCUUCACAGUCUGAGAGGGAUACCCCAUUGUCUGUGUGCCAAUUCUUAGUGUAGAACCUUCUGCCUAGGGAAGGGAAAAGAAAGAGGAUGUGAUAAAAUAAUAGUAAGUGGGAAUUCUUUAAGUCAGCUGACAACACAGAUGUGUUAUGGUCACUCCCAUGCAGCUGGAAUAUAGAGUGUUACUUGUUUUACUUUGUUCCUAAAAGUCUUCCAUCUGGAAAUACUGUCCGUAUGGAGAAAGCAUCUGUCAGAACGGGACUAGUAAAUUAGCAGUUAUAGUUCUUCUGCCUGGUAUUUCUUGCUAUUUCUGCCAACUUUUUUGCCAAAGGUUGCAAACACCUAGCCAUCAGAUUGGAUUCUUUAUGUUCCAGACUUACUGUAUCUAGAUUUAUUUUUUCUAGAUUUUUUUUUCCAAAGCCUUGGAAAAAUGGCUGGACUAAAAAAGUGUAUGCAAGGAGAAAGUGUAGUAUUCUAUUUCUUUGUUAGCCAAUGUAUCCUUGGUUCUUAUCUGAAAAAGCUUUGCACUACAGAAAGCGUAGCAGAUAGUCUUUCUGGUAUUUCUGUAUUGGUUGGUCAUCUACUCUAGUAAAAGAGGAGUUAGUGUUUUUUAAUAUACAUCUGUCAUUUAGUAUAAUUUUAGUCUGUUGUAAUAUAUACUAUUUAAUAUUAAAAUAAUGGUGUUAUUUAAUAUACAUGAGUUGAAAACUCUCUGCCAUUUCAAAUGUUAAUACCUAGAAGGGUAGAUAUAGAAUCAGAGAAUGGCUUGGGUUGGAAGGGACCUUAAGGAUCAUCUGUUUCCAACCCUCCUGCCAUGGCAAGGGAUGCCACCUACUAGAUCGGAUUGCCCAGGACCCCAUCCAACCUGGUCUUGAACACCUCCAGGGAUAGGGCAUUUACAACUUCUCUGGGCAACUUGUUCUAGUGCCUUACCACCCUCCGAGUGAAGACUUUAAUAUUUUACAUUUGUAAAGUAAAUCACUGGCUCUAUGAAGAAGCGCCAUGUCCUUCAGGAAAAAAUAUUUUGCUUUAGCUGUGACACUGUAUGUCUGUCAAUAAUGGUCUUGUCACUGUAUGUCUUAAGCUAUGAAAGUCCCUACGGCCACAGGGGAGCUGACAAGGGAAAAAUGUAGGAAAUGGGGAAACAGUCUUUGCUAUUCAGCAGUAUCUCUCCCAGUCUGCUGCAUUUUUUUUGGUUGUUAUGUAUGCAUAUUCCUUCUGGCAUCUUGCUGUAGAAUUAAUUAUUGACCCCAGGACCUUAUUUGCUAACUGCUUACAAAGGUUCUGUUCUGUUUCUUUCUCCUAGGUUAGUUUCCUACACCUGGCUUCCCUAUGUAGCUUUCAUCUUUCUUUAUCUUAGCUCACAUCUCUAAAAAACACUGAAAGGGGUCAGUAUAGCACCAGGCACAUUCUGGUAACUCAGUGUUGAUGUCCUUAGCAUCUGAAGUUGACCUUUGUAAUGGAGCAUUUUAUUUAACAGUGGUAUUCUGUGUAUUCUUCCUUACUAGACUAAGCAAAAAAAAAAAAAAAAAAAAGAAAAAAGGGGGGGGGGGAAGGAAAGAAAAUUUUCUUCAAUUUGUCUCAAUUUGUUUCUGCAUUCUCCUUAAGUAAUUCUAGGAAAUAGGUCACUCCUGUUCAUCUUCUGUGAACAUAUGAGAAUAUCCAGUUUAAUAGGGUAUGAUGAAGAAAACUUUGGUAGACAUGUAUUUCAUAGAUAAAAGUAAUGGCUUAAAAACUUAGUUUUGCUACUGUAUCAUUCCAGUAGACCACUAGAUUUAACACUGCAUUUGACAUAGAAUCACAGAACAGUUUGAGUUGAAAGGGACCUUAAAGCCCAUCCAGCUCCAACCCCCUGCCAUGGGCAGGGACACCUCCCACCAGCCCAGGCUGCUCCAAGCCCCAUCCAGCCUGGCCCUGAACACCACCAUCCAUAGCUUCUCUGGGCAGCCUGUGCCAGUGCCUCACCACCCUCAGAGUAAAGAAUGUUUGAGUAAAAGCUUCUGAAUCACAGAAUCUUUCAGGCUCAAAAGGACCUCUUUGGAUCAUCUAGUCCAGCCCUCCAAGAGCUGUGAACUCAGAAGGAGGGGAGGUGAGAAAGCAGCAGGUCUGAGGAAAGAGGCUGUGUUUCAGCUCAGAGAAGCAAGGAAGAUGGGAAUAAGGUGAUGAUGAGGGUAGUGGAGGUAGGAACAGGGAGGUCUGCUUUUAAUUUUAUUUGAAUUUAAGUUAAAGGGGGAACUAUUGCAGUGGAUGGUAGCUUCUUACCAGUUACUUGUCUGUUAAGGGUGGAACUUUGAAGUACAGUAUGAAGCUGUGUGUUGUCUCAGGGCUCAGCAACAUUUAUACCAGAAACAGCCAAAAUCUAGCUCGGUGAACUUGUAACUGGUCAUAUAGGGGGUUAAAUCACUAGGUGGCGUUUUUCAUAUCUAAAUGGAAACAGAAUUGAGCCCACCACCAGAACAGUAUCUCCAUUCUGAGCAAUGGGAUUGUAGAAUCACCCUUGACUUUACACUGUUUACCCUGGGUCAUUUAAUUUUGUUUUGUUUCUAUGGAUUUAUAAAAAGCAGACAGAACUGGAAGUAUUCAUGUUGGUGUAUUUCCUCAGGCAAGGUAGGGUAGUUCCUAUUUCAUUCACAGGGAAUAAGAAUUCCCCCACUUUUAUUUCCUAUCUUGGUCUACAGUACUACUCUUUGUAAUCCGUAAGUCUGAAGACUUUACUAUCCUGCAACUUCUGUUUUAAUUACAUUUUGUCUCUUACUUUUUUUUUUUUCUUGUGAUUGGAACUGACUUCUAGUUUUUAUUAUUAUUCCUUUUUCUGUUUCUUUUUUAGGCCUAGGCCUAAGGUCCGACAACUUUGACAUUUCUGUGCAGGGUAAUUUUCCCACUUUCAUGUUUUCCUCAUUGCUUAUGUGUUUGAACACUCUCCCUUACUAGAGACUAUAGACCUUUACAUACUGUACAUCUAUUGAUAAUCUAAAGUAUGUACUAUCUUGAGACAUUCCUUCCAAAGAGUAAACUUACAUUUUGUAGACUUGUUUCAAGGGCAGGUCUGGGAACUGAUAAAUCUAAUAUUUGCACGGUCUGGUUGCCCUGGCAGAGGUUAUCUAGAAAAUACUUCUUAUAUUUGUCUUUUACUUAAUGGCAUGGGUCUAGAUGUGAAGGUGGCUAGAAUCCAGUAGUAAAAAUUCUGGGAGGUUCUUUUCUUUAAUGUUCUCUGGGCUCUUGGUUGCUCUCUGUGGAAGGUGUGUACUGUGAUGGUGGUUUUGUUGUGGUUUUUCUUUUUUUUUAUCUCCUUUUCAACUUCACUUUGGAUGGAUACAAUGUGUCCUGUACACCCAAAUAUGAUAUAAUUUUUCCCCAAGCUGGCAGGAGACUUCUUUGUACUAUAGGAAUAUCAAAGAAGCCAGCAUAGUAUGUGUACAUUGUAUGCUUCUGGCAAUCCUCUAAAAUGUUAAUGCAAAACAGCCAUUUUAGGGAGAUGGGAGAACUGAAAGGAUAUUCUAGAGCUUGAGUCAUACUAGACUUUUUGUCUUCUGGAUUACAGGAACUGUUGCAGUAGCAUGUGUUUGUAGCAUGUGUGAAUAUGCUCAGUCCCAUUCUGGGAUAUGUCAUUUUGGAGCGAUAAGAUAUAGAUAAAAAACAGUGUGUUGUAUUCCUCACGAUCUAUUUUCUGAGUAUAGAUUUCAUAUUUGUAAUAGGCCCUCCAAUAGUAUACAUGAUUACUGUUCAGAUGCAGGAUCUCAAAUUUUUGUUAGAUCUAACCCACAAGUGAGGAGGGUUUUGUCUUGUUUCAUUGGUGCAACUGUACUGUACAGUCACUGUUUUUAUUUGAAAUAUUCUACCACAAACCUGUCAUGAUGCAGUUAUACUGUAUAGUUUAUUCCUUUUUCUAUUCAGUAUGGAAAUAAGCUAUAUUAGUAUAAAUGCUUUUAAAAAAUAUUUCAAGUGCAUUCAUGCUGGGACAUUGUUUUUCUUUAUAGACUUUACAGUAUAGUUGUAAUGCAAGUAUUGUAUGCAGCUGAAACGCAUAUCACUCUAUGCUAGAGAAGAUGCAGUUUAUUUCCAUGACUGCAAAAAAAAAAAAAAA
Anas platyrhynchos (mallard) is the source of this 8038-nucleotide messenger RNA. The record is from RefSeq and is a predicted model, not a curated record. Lineage: Eukaryota; Metazoa; Chordata; Aves; Anseriformes; Anatidae.